AUGAGCUUCCCUUGGGCAUGGGGCUUGAACAUGGUGUGGAAAGCAAAAUAUGUAUCACCUUAUAGUGAAAGGGCAGUCAUCGUGAAAUACUGCGCCAAGUUCCGCAGGGAAGACGCGUUGAUAUUGCAAGACGUGCGCCACUCAAACAUCAUCGAGUUUUUGGGAGUUGCACCACUUUCUUCCGACUCAUACCUCACCGUGAUUGAGUAUACCGAAGGGGUAUCCUUGUGCAAUCUUAUACAGCAACAUCGAGAUGAUUGGUCAGAUUUCAAAAAGCAUCGCUGGGUAAAAUGGGCUGUUGAGUUGGCACGGGGUUUGCAAUUCAUGCAUCAGAAGAAAUACCAUCACGGAGAUGUGAAAUCUCCAAAUUUGGUCAUCACAAGGGCCGACACGCUGAAAAUCUGCGGCUUUGGCUUUGCCAGCCAAGGUACAGCUAGCGCAGACAUCAUCAUGUGUGGAGUUUCUCCCUGGACGGCACCAGAGGUAGGCAAGUCUCACGAUGAUCCUGACGAAGUAACACCAAAGUCUGACGUUUUCUCUUAUGCUGUUGUCAUAUGGGAACUUCUCACUGGUAAGACACCUUUCGCCGGACAGUCUGCAUAUGAAAUAGCCGCAGCACUCGCCACCGAUCGGAAAAGCCUAGAGAUCCCGACGGAAUGCCCUGAGCCCCUGCGUAACCUCCUAACGGAAUGCUGGGAUCCAGACUACAGAAGGCGGCCCAGUAUGGAUGAGGUUGUCCGCCUCUCUGAACCAGGUACCAUGGACGGUUUGAUCCCGGUGGCUAUUAAAACAUCUGGAGAGAACAAUGUGCUUCCUUUAGGACUUCUACUCGAAGCCAGCAUUCUGAUGGAACUACGUCAUCCCAACAUCUGCCAAUUGAUAGGGGUUUGCACAAAUGAGCGAAUGUACGUUGUGACUGAGUGGGUGUCUGGCGGAAGUCUUGCAGAUUACCUCCAAGAAUAUGAUCCAGACUUACCGGAUCUUUAUGAAAUCGGAGCUCAGAUUGCAAGCGGAAUGGACUACCUUGGCUCCCACAACAUGGUUCACCGUGACUUGACAGUCAGGAAUGUUCUCAUGGGGGAAGGAAAACUCGUCAAGAUAGCUGGCUUAGGAAUGACUAGGAUGAUGGAGAAUGGCGCGUACAAGGCCGAAUUAGAUGAAGAUAUCCCUGUCAAGUGGACGGCACCUGAGGCUGCCCUAGAUCGUUGUUUUACCGUCAAGUCCGACGUCUGGUCUUUUGGUUUUCUUCUAGCAGAGAUGAUUACCUGCAGUUCACCAUAUCCUGGUCUGACAGAUGAAGCAGUUUUGAAGAUGGUUACCCAUGGCUAUCGCAUGCCCAAGAUGCAGGGAUGCCCAGACAGUCUGUACAACCUCAUGUUGAAAUGUUGGGACAAGGACCCUACAGCCAGACACACUUUCGAGUUUCUACAUUCCUGCUUUGAUGAGAAAUCCAUUCGUAUGUAUUUUGCGCGUGAAACUCCGGAGUGCACCCUUUUCUCCAGCCCUUAG
Molecule: messenger RNA, 1509 nt
Organism: Patiria miniata (bat star)
Lineage: Eukaryota; Metazoa; Echinodermata; Asteroidea; Valvatida; Asterinidae
Product: tyrosine-protein kinase Yes-like
Exons: 6
Coding region: 1-1509 (502 amino acids)
Biological process (GO): cell differentiation; protein phosphorylation; innate immune response
Cellular component (GO): extrinsic component of cytoplasmic side of plasma membrane
Molecular function (GO): non-membrane spanning protein tyrosine kinase activity; signaling receptor binding; ATP binding
Source: RefSeq, a predicted model, not a curated record